ACGAUCACGUGGACUUGCACGCGCCACCUCGAUGCCGGACGGAGACGAGGCGGUAGCGACGAGGGGCAGGUAGAUGCGAUGAGAUCGGCUUAGAGACCGAGAUCCGAACAACAGACCGAGAUAGGCAGGUCAACGGCGCAGCGACUCAACUUCGUCUUCCUCCCUCUGCCUGCCUUGUUCUUCUUCUGGCCUCCCUCCCUCGACGCGUCGUCGAAGCAGCGGUGGGUUUUUUCCAUCCAAACGGCGCGAAUCAGGCGGAGGAGCAACAAGCAAGCGGGCAUGCGGUGAGGCAAGCCCCGGCAGAGGAGGCUAUCCUGGCCAGGGAGCUGUUGUUGGAGAUUGUCAUUUAGUAAAAGCACCUCAUGGCAAGAAUCAAACCACAAGCAUUGUUACAACAAAGCAAAAGGAAGAAGGGGCCAACUCGAAUAUGUUUGACUACUGUUCUUACUUGCAAACUUGUUGUCAUCUUGAUUGUGUUAUCCCUAUAUGCGACUUACAAGCACUGGUAUCGAAGGUCAAGCGAUGAACUAAGGCUUGACUUGCACAAUUUUGAGCACUCAGAAGCCUUUGGAGAAUCAAAGAAAUACAAUCUUCCAAGUUAUGCGAUUUUGAAUACUGCCAAAGGUUCAAUAACUAUGGAGCUCGACAAGGAUGCCUCUCCUGAUGUUGUGGGCAAGUUUGUUGAGUUAUGUCAAAAGGGUUAUUUCAAAACGAUGCCUUUUCAUCAUGUGAUAAAGAACUAUGUGAUUCAAGGAGGUCAUUCUCAAAGAAUUGGAGCUGCAGAAGACUGGAUAUUGAAAAGAAAGUCCCACAGUCAACUUGCUAUAAGUCCAAAGCAUGAAGCAUUCAUGAUUGGGACGACAGUGGCUAAUUCAGAUGAUAAAGGAUUCGAGCUUUUUAUUACGACAGCACCAAUUCCAGACUUAAGUGACAAGCUUCUUGUGUUUGGACGAGUCAUCAAGGGGGAGGAUGUGGUCCAGGAAAUUGAGGAAGUUGACACGGAUGAACAUUACCGGCCCAAGUCCCCUGUAGGGAUCAUUGACGUUACGCUAAAGCAGGAGCUUUGAACAAUGCUGAUUUUUUUUCAUCCACCUCUGAAUUUUUCUGCACCCAUCUGAUGGUCGUCUGCAUGCUGAAAUAUAAUUUUGCCAUCUGAAGGGCCGCGUCCUCUGAGGCGUCCCGGACAUGGCUUCGACUGUGUGAUGCUGCGCUUGGACCGAACCGGCCUUGUAUGGUAGUAAUGCUUUCAAUUGGUGCAUGUACAAAAUUAACUGAGGCAGUUGGUUUCACCGCAGUUUCUGCUGCCAAGCUUAUGAACCGUAAUUCUCCCAUUCCUUUAUAUGUUACAUAAUGAUUUCGGCCGAAUAUUUGGCUUUGUGCAAGGCUUGAGCAUGGGAAGAUUCUUUACCUACCCUUGUUAUAUGAUGUCUUACUUUUGACGGAA
Phoenix dactylifera (date palm) is the source of this 1444-nucleotide messenger RNA. RefSeq names its product peptidyl-prolyl cis-trans isomerase CYP21-4. Gene Ontology annotation, molecular function: peptidyl-prolyl cis-trans isomerase activity. Gene Ontology annotation, biological process: protein peptidyl-prolyl isomerization. Lineage: Eukaryota; Viridiplantae; Streptophyta; Magnoliopsida; Arecales; Arecaceae. The record is from RefSeq and is a predicted model, not a curated record.